Molecule: messenger RNA, 2355 nt
Organism: Peromyscus leucopus (white-footed mouse)
Lineage: Eukaryota; Metazoa; Chordata; Mammalia; Rodentia; Cricetidae
Product: dnaJ homolog subfamily C member 18
Exons: 4
Coding region: 1-597 (198 amino acids)
Biological process (GO): cellular response to misfolded protein
Cellular component (GO): endoplasmic reticulum membrane
Molecular function (GO): Hsp70 protein binding
Source: RefSeq, a predicted model, not a curated record
AUGCAAGCCCAGGGCUCCAAUCCCUUGGCCUGCCCCCUGCCUGAGGCCUCACCAGGCUCCCUCAGCCAGCAGGGGGCAGAGUUGGCCUCUGCGCCUACAGCAGCCCUGCUUGCCUGGAGCCUGAUGCAACCCCUCCGUCGGCAGCUAGAGACAGAUAAAGAAUGCCAGUCACUCCGCCUUUGCUGCAGACUUUCAUUUUGGGGAGCCAGCUGUUCCCGUGGCCUGUGUGGCACCUCCUGCCACUGGGCCAUCCCCCUUCCAGCUGCCCACUUUGUGCCUGGUGUGUUUCUGGUCAGGUCGGUGGGCCACGUCCACAAGCGAGUCACUGACCACCUGAGCGUCGUGUACUAUGUGGCAGACACCUUCUCUGAAGAAUACACGGGCUCCAGCCUCAAAACAGUGGAACGGAACGUGGAAGACGAUUAUAUCGCCAACCUCAGAAACAACUGUUGGAAGGAAAAGCAACAGAAGGAAGGCUUGCUGUACCGGGCCCGUUACUUCGGGGACACAGACAUGUACCACAGAGCACAGAAGAUGGGCACCCCGAGCUGCAGUCGGCUGUCAGAGACUAUGAAAUCCCUGGAGAACUUUUGGUGACACACACUGAGCCAAGGUGAUGGACUGUAUAUUUAAGGAAAGACAGACACAGGAAAACAAUUUAAGCGGAACUGGAGGCCGAACACCACCGCACAGCUCCCCUCUCAGCCAGUGACUGGAGAAAGCUCUUAGGACGGACAGACAGCCUGCUGCAGGCCCGCUUCCUCCCCUCCCAAGGGCUGGCAAGAAGCUCCACAUCACCAGCUCCUAGGAUACAGAAACCAUGGCAACAAAAGUAGAAUCUAAAACUCGCAGCACAUGUCUGUGGGGAAGGACUGGGGGAGGGGACACCCCACUGUCUCUCCUCCCCCCCCCCUCCCAGGAGCCAGCACCAGUCACCUCACAGGAGAAGCCAGGCAUAGGCAUAGGCCAAGGAACAGAGAGGAGAGAAUUCCCAGAGAAUGUAACAGGAAUGCGUAUGUAUGUAUAUAUAUCUAUUUAUAUGUAAAUAGACAUAUAUAGAGAUAUAUAUAUAUAUGUAAAGUCUUUUUUUAACUGUGCAGGGAUUGGGUUAAGCUGUCCAGCUGAUUUCUUCCAUAUUGUAGAAAAUGAGGCCCGUUGGGGAAGACAGCCAGUUUUCAGCUAGACAGUAGCCGUAGCCGACGGAGUGCGGAACGUCGGGUCGGAUGCUCUUCGAGUCCUCCUUAGCCCCAGCCUGGCUUCGAUGGCAACAGUAAUCAUGGUGGUAUAAAUGCAUAGAAAACUUCCAGAGGUCUCCAGGCUCAUGGUUAGGGUACGGGGAGCAGGCGAGAAAGGUACCCCUGGAGCUAGAUAGCUGGUCAGGGUCGGGCCACGUCCUCGGCCAGCCUCAGGUGGGCUCUCUGCUAUGGUGCCCAGGAGCCCUGGCGGCCAGUCCCCUGCCCAUACCUCUUCCCCACCCAGGUCCUCAGGUGGGUCUGCCUUACGGGGGCCACAGGGCACAGCUCCACCAUUGCCAACAGGCCCCCUCUGUAAGUUGUGCACCAAGGACUCCAGAAGGCUCUUCCUCUGGGAGGUUGACCCGAGUGCAGCCCAGCUCGUGAAGAAGAAGAGCCCGUGCCUGUGGGGACCUGUCUUUAUCUCCACAGUGGACUCCACCAGGCCUCUACUCACGGGAUGAAGAAUCCACGACAACCCGAACGGCUUUCCCCCUUCAGAUGAGGAAUUUUCUCAAAACAGCCAUCGCUGCCAGGGGAAGGCGGGAGCUUUCAUCUACUCCCACGACCACAGCGGGCCUUUGGGAACCGCCAUUUCCCCGGUGUUCCUGUGGCGGCGGCGGCGGAUGUGGCCGUGGCACCUGCCGUCUUCCAAAGCCUUACUUCCCCAAGCUGCCAGCCCAGAGGUGGCAUCUGUCCCCCCGGGGUGUCUCUCUCUCUCUCUCUCUCUCUCUCUCUCUCUCUCUCUCUCUCUCUCUCUCUCUCUCUCUCUCUCUCUCUCUCUCUCUCAACCCCAUAACAAAUAGGAUUCUUGCUGGUAAAGGAAGUUUGGUUAGGAAUAUCAAAUCUGGUUUUUUUUUUAAAACAAGGUCCCACCCUGCAAUGAAGUGGCCACCCUGGCCUAGAGAGAUCAUGAGAACUGGACGCGGGCCAGAGGACCCCACCCACAGUGGCCCUGGUGCUCUGCCUCCACCACCCCAACUGUCUGGUCUUGGUACCUGUCCCCAGAGGGCCUGAGCCACGUGCAAUAAGAACAUAGAUCCUAAAGGAUCCCCCAAGAAGCUGUAUUUCUUGAAUUAGAAUUCUGAAAUUGUACAUCUAUAAAUAUAUGUUUAUUAUGUGA